AUGCAGCCCGUGAACAAGAAACCUACAAAUCAAAAUGAAAAGGAAAAACCGUCCUGCUUCUGCUCCAGCAUCUCAGUACGCGGCGUCGACGAGCGCCUGGCGGUGCAGCUCGUUGUCGUUAUCGUCGCGGCUUAUGGAGCGGCGGCGGGCGUACGCGCGGCGCAGCCAGGCGACGUGGGAGGCGAGCGCGCCGCAGACGACGACGCAGACCUCCGGCAGGUUGCGCGGGAGCGGCAGCCAGAGGUUGAGCGGCCACAGCAGCGGCGCCGAGACCUGGAACACCUGCACGAAACCCUUGGCCGCCAUGAACGCCAGCAGGUGGAUCGCCAUCGCCGCCAACAGGAGCUAGCCCGAGUGCCCGACGGAUCGUCGCUCGCUGGGUGUGGGGCAAGGAGGAAAUGUGUUGAUUCAGAAUGGUGCUAUGUCGCUGCCGUGGUGGCGCGGUUUUGCUUUUGCCGGUGGUGGGGCGGGGCGGGGCGGGAGGUUGCGGCCUUCCCCGGGUGCGAGCGGGAAGAUCAUUUUAUAUUGUUUUUUUAG
Molecule: messenger RNA, 537 nt
Organism: Triticum turgidum subsp. durum (durum wheat)
Lineage: Eukaryota; Viridiplantae; Streptophyta; Magnoliopsida; Poales; Poaceae
Source: the annotation of a GenBank genome assembly